Messenger RNA from Marmota monax (woodchuck), 1852 nucleotides. RefSeq names its product cilia and flagella associated protein 210 (gene Cfap210). The record is from RefSeq and is a predicted model, not a curated record. Lineage: Eukaryota; Metazoa; Chordata; Mammalia; Rodentia; Sciuridae. The coding region runs from base 100 to 1743 and encodes 547 amino acids. The transcript has 9 exons.
UAAGCAACCAAGUGGUCGGGGAAACACUCGGUAGGUAGGAGGCUACUCUGCGCUGGUCUCCUAUCCGGGUUUGGGCGCGCGGUGUGCUACUAGUUAGAGAUGCUAGUGCGGUUUGGGCGGCGCGCUGGACAGGCGAGGGAAAGCACAGAAAUAAGGAAGUCUAAAGAAGAUGAAGUUGCCUAUCCACCUCUUCUACCUUGCAACGUAGAUCUACGGCAGGUCACCAUAAUUUCACAUGAUGAGUGGAAAAGAAUUCAGGAUAGCCUGGACAGUAUGACAAGAGAAGCAGCAGCUUUUCGUGCAGAAAGAAAAGCAAAGAAAGAAAUGCAUUUACGAUCCCAAGAAGUGGUAAAACACUGGACUAAUACAUAUGCAGGGAUGAAACAACAGAAACUUAAAGCUAAAAAGAAGCGUGAUGAAGAAAUUGAGGCAGAAAGAAAAAUUCUUGAUAUAGAAGAAGAAAUAUACAAACAAGGAGAAAGAAAAAAGGCCAUUGAACAUGCAAAGCAGUAUCAGUUUUACCAAACAGAAAGAAUGAAACACUUUCAUUCAGGACUUCUUCUCAGUAGAGUCAUGAAGGAACGUGAUGCCCAGAUUGAAUUCCAAAAGAGUAAUUUAAAAUCAGAUAAAAAAUGGGAAGAACAAUUGAAACUCAACAUUGAAAUGGCUUUUAAAGAAGAGCAAGAAAAAGCAGAAAAAAGACACAGAGAAAGAAUAGCUCUUGCCAAUGAUCAUCUAAAACAAAUAAAGGAACAUGAAGAGGAAGAAGAAAGAAGGAAAAAACUUGAAGAAAAAGAUGCCGAGGAGAUACAGCGUCAGAAUUUAUUAUAUGAAAUAGAAAUGAAAAAAAAAGCAAAAAAGAAAAAAGACGAUAUUGAAGAAAACAGGAGACUGUUUUUUGAGCAUAUGCAUGAUAAAAAUAUCAUCAAAGCUGUAAUACAACAGCAGCAGGAAGAGGAAGAAGAAAAGAGUAGAAAAUUUAUCAAAGCAAAAAAGCGUCUUGAACAAAUUAGGAAAGAAAAAGAAGCUGAAACACAUAGGUUGUUGGAGGAACAAAGAGAACGAAUAAAUAACUCCCUGAGUAAACUAAUUAAAGAGAAACUUGACAAUGAAGAUUUGAUUAUUUCUAGAGAUACUGCAGAAAUUGAUGCUGAAUGGGAGAAAAGAGAAAGAGAAAGAAAUGAAAAAAACCAAGCGGACUUAAAAGCGAUUGCUGAACAUAGAGCCCUUGUGAUGAAGAAUAAAGAGGAAGAAGAAAGACAAAGGAAAAUAGAAUCUAAAAAACAAUUGCUGGCUUUUAUGAAAGCAGAUCAGAUUUUUCGUGAGCAUGAAAAGGAGAAAAAGCGCAAAGUUGAUAAAGAAUGCAGAGAAGUUCAAGAUGCUAACAUUCAACAAAUAGCCCAAAAGAAGUUUAAUGCAAAAGAAGCAAAACAAAACGAAUUAGAAUAUUGCAGACUUACUGAAACUCUUGCAGCUGCCAAGGAGAAAGAAUUUCAGGAUUAUGCCAGAGAAGUAAUUAAACAUGAAUCUGAAUCAACAAAUAAAUUUAUUUAUCCUCUUGUAAAAUCUGCACAGGAAAGACCUGGAGGUGGCCACGGACCAGCUUUUAUGGGGAGAGGUGGAUUAAGACCAAGCUAUCAGGCAAAUGAUAUUACUGGAGUCCAGCUUCCUUUUUAUAAUUCUCAGGGAUCAAAAUAUAAUAAUUUUCAGAAGUCUAAGGGAAGAUUAGGUUUUACAUGGUAGAAAAAAUAAUUUUUAAGAUUGAGAAGACUGAAGUGGUAGCAAAUGAGCUACAAAUGUAAAUGGACUAUAUUCUUAUUAUUUAAUAAAUCUGUCAUUCAUCUCAAUACAA